UUCACAUAUAUACAAAUAUGGAUUGCUUCACCACUCUUCCACUGCUCCUCCUCCUCAGCCUCUUCACGAUUAGCUCCGCCGCCAACUUUGAAGUUCGUAACAACUGCCCCUACACCGUAUGGGCGGCAGCAACCCCAGUUGGCGGCGGCCGGCGGCUCGACCGAGGCCAAAGCUGGAACAUCAACGUGCCACCUGGCACGGCCAUGGCACGUAUAUGGGGUCGUAGAAAUUGCAACUUUGAUGGAAACGGGAGGGGUUCAUGCGAGACGGGUGACUGCGGCGGGGUGUUGCAGUGCACCGGGUGGGGAAAACCGCCCAACACUCUGGCGGAGUUCGCCCUAAACCAAUUCAACAACCUCGACUUCUUCGACAUCUCCAAUGUUGAUGGCUUCAAUAUACCCAUGAGUUUUGCCCCUACCAGACCCGGUCCCGACAAAUGCCAUGCAAUCUCAUGCACGGCGGAUAUCGUCGCCCAAUGCCCCGGCCCUCUCAGGGUUCCCGGAGGGUGUAACAACCCUUGCACCACCUUUGGGGGACAACAAUAUUGUUGCACCAAUGGACCAUGUGGUCCCACAGAUUAUUCAAGGUUUUUUAAGGGAUUGUGUCCGGAUGCUUAUAGUUACCCUCAGGAUGAUGCCACAAGCACUUUUGCUUGCCCUGGAGGAAGUACUGAUUAUAGGGUUGUUUUCUGCCCAUGAUGGAGUUAAUCAAGUAGGGGUUUGUGGAAAUCCUAAUGCCAGAUGAUGUUAACAAGAAUAAAGGCUUUAAAUAAAUCUUAUUGAAUAAGUUAAUUUGCAUUUAUUAUAAUCUUAUUGUAAUGUAAUGCAAAUUCCACUUUUUUACUAUAAAUUUCUUUUUUUAAUA
Messenger RNA from Ipomoea triloba (trilobed morning glory), 864 nucleotides. Its product is annotated as osmotin-like protein TPM-1. Gene Ontology annotation, biological process: defense response. The transcript has a single exon. Gene Ontology annotation, cellular component: extracellular region. Lineage: Eukaryota; Viridiplantae; Streptophyta; Magnoliopsida; Solanales; Convolvulaceae. The record is from RefSeq and is a predicted model, not a curated record. Bases 18 to 698 code for a protein of 226 amino acids.